This is a messenger RNA of Dentiscutata heterogama, 1812 nucleotides long. The record is from the annotation of a GenBank genome assembly. NCBI's taxonomy places the organism in Eukaryota, Fungi, Glomeromycota, Glomeromycetes, Diversisporales, Gigasporaceae.
AUGACACGAUACCUAAAUGAAAUAGUUUUUUUGAGAUUAUUCCGAGGGACACUAGGAAAACAUAUACAAAGAUUUAUAGUAUUAUGUCUCAUUCUGUUGUUCUUUAAUUAUGUGCUGAUCACAUUGAAUAUUAAUCAAGAUCCUUAUUUGCAAUAUGGUGUAAUAUUUAAGGAUGAAGGACAGUCCAUUAAUACAUUUAAUAAUUCCAUCACAUCGGAGUCUCAUAAACUAUUAGUAGUAAUAGUUUCUCAUGUUACCGAAAUUAGAACAAGAAAAUUAAUUAGAGAAUUCAUGUUUGGUAUUAAAAAUAAUUUGAGACCAUGCAUGGAACAAAAUGGAAACAUCUAUUAUAAAUUUUUAGUGAAAAUUUAUCAGGGAGUUAAUUAUAAGAUAUUAAAAGAGUUUAAAGCAGAAGUUAUGGAAUAUGAUGACAUUAUAGAGUUUCCAAAUAUAACAUUUAAUGUUGAUUGGCAAAAGAUUGUUCUUACUUGGAUUCAAUCGCUUGAGAAUGAAAUCUCGUAUGAUUAUGUAGCAAUUAUUGAUUCGCAUUCUGUAGUGGACCUUAAUAAACUACGACAAAUUAUAGAUUCAUCUGUUAUUAACACCUACACCUUGACACCUAAACAAAAAUUUUAUCUAGUUUGGGGUCGCUUUGAUAUCCAAACAGCAGAUGAUAUGUUCAUAAUCCUUGGUCGAGGAUCCAUAGAUAUUUUACUUAAUUUUGACUAUUUCAUUAUGCCAAAUAGAAAUAAAACUUUAAUAGAAUUAUUUCCUAAUCGAAUUUCAAUGGCUUAUUACUAUUUCGAAGUAGAAAAUCUUACUGAUGAAAGAAAAUUAUUUUUCAUCAAUGAUCAGAUUGGAAUGAUAGAAUGGACAAAUUCCGUCAAAACCAUUCCAAUAGAAGAAACAAUAGGAGUCGGCCACGUAUAUCUAGAAAUUGACGUAAAAGAUUUAAUAGCGCACUUAUCAAUCUCUAAAUCUACAAUAUGUCAUCCUAUUAAACAUGAAAAUGGUAAAUUAUCAAUAGCAUUAGUAACUAGUAGUUUCAUAUAUGAUGAUAUGUGUAUGUAUCCUAUAGCAGACAAUAUAACAGAUAACAAACGCAGAUAUGCCAAAAAACAUGGUUAUUCUUUUGUAGCACGCUCUGAAGAAUACACUCAACAAAGAUUUUUUAAGAAACGAAAAGAUGUCUGGGGAAAGAUUGACGCUAUUGAAAAGGUUUUACCUCACUAUGAUUGGGUUUUUUGGAUGGAUAUGGAUGCUGUCAUUGCGAACCAUGAUAUUACAAUCGAACAAUUGUUUGAAAAUUUUGAAAAAAUGGUUGGAAAAGAGAAAUUUAAUGAAAUUAGUUUUGUAAUUGCUAGGCCCAGAGAUGAUAGCAUGGUAAGUGCGGGUGUUUUUCUAAUUAAGAAUUCAGAGUGGAGUCGAAAGUUUUUGAGAGAAACUCAGAAACAAAGAAAAUAUUAUAAUUAUGGAUUGCGAGAACAACUUGCAAUGGCUGUUCUGAUGCGAAGAGAGGAGUAUAAGAACGGAGCACUUUAUCUUAAUGAAGAUGACCGUACGUUUAACACAUAUCCGGAUAGAUAUAUUCCAGGGGAUUUUGUGGUUCACUGGGCUCCAGAUUAUAAAUGCCCAGCAGAAAAUGUUUUAGAUGGUAUUAAAAAGCUUAAGAAAUCAAUCAGAGGAUCAGAUUCUCCUUUAAAAAUUUUAAAAAGUAAUCGUUUUAAAGAAAAACUUCUUGCAAUCGCAAUUUUGAGCAAUUCUAAAUCAGUUUUUCACAGAAAUGAGCAAAGAGCAAGUCAAUAUAUUUAA